CCGCGUUGUUGCCGUGACGUCACGUUGUCAAAAGGACGCCGCAUGAAAACAAAACGUUUUCUCGAUUUUUGGAAAAACUCUUAGAAUUUCUCACAUUUCCACACAGAAAAUAUGGCGCUAAAUAAGCCAAAAUCUGAAUUGACUCCGGAAGAAUUGGCCCGCCAGGAGGAGGAAGAAUUCAAUACCGGGCCCCUUUCUGUGCUCACACAGUCCGUGAAGAAUAACACUCAGGUCCUGAUCAACUGCCGCAACAACAAGAAGCUUUUGGGACGCGUGAAGGCCUUUGAUCGCCACUGUAACAUGGUUUUGGAGAAUGUGAAGGAAAUGUGGACGGAAGUGCCGCGGACCGGCAAAGGGAAGAAGAAAGUGAAGCCGGUGAACAAGGAUCGCUUCAUCUCCAAGAUGUUCCUGCGGGGAGACUCGGUGAUUCUCGUGCUGCGAAAUCCUCUCGCUACCGUGGCGGGCAAAUAA
Molecule: messenger RNA, 471 nt
Organism: Phlebotomus argentipes
Lineage: Eukaryota; Metazoa; Arthropoda; Insecta; Diptera; Psychodidae
Gene: SmD2
Product: probable small nuclear ribonucleoprotein Sm D2
Exons: 2
Coding region: 112-471 (119 amino acids)
Biological process (GO): spliceosomal snRNP assembly; RNA splicing
Cellular component (GO): U5 snRNP; U2 snRNP; precatalytic spliceosome
Molecular function (GO): RNA binding
Source: RefSeq, a predicted model, not a curated record